Penaeus chinensis is the source of this 1249-nucleotide messenger RNA. Its product is annotated as actin-like. The transcript is spliced from 2 exons. The record is from RefSeq and is a predicted model, not a curated record. Lineage: Eukaryota; Metazoa; Arthropoda; Malacostraca; Decapoda; Penaeidae. Bases 52 to 1182 code for a protein of 376 amino acids.
AUUACAGCCUCGGCUUUGGGCGGUCCUCCUCUGCUCUAGCAACCAUCAACCAUGUGUGACGAGGAAGAGUGUGCGCUUGUAUGUGAUAAUGGCUCCGGUCUCUGCAAGGCCGGUUUCGCCGGAGACGACGCCCCUCGCGCCGUCUUCCCCUCCAUCGUCGGUCGCCCUCGUCACCAGGGUGUGAUGGUCGGUAUGGGUCAGAAGGACGCCUACGUAGGCGAUGAGGCCCAGAGCAAGAGAGGUAUCCUCACUCUCAAGUACCCCAUCGAGCACGGUAUCAUCACCAACUGGGACGACAUGGAGAAGGUUUGGCAUCAUACCUUCUACAACGAACUCCGUGUUGCCCCUGAGGAGUCCCCCACACUUCUCACUGAGGCUCCCCUCAACCCCAAGGCCAACCGUGAGAAGAUGACUCAGAUCAUGUUCGAGACCUUCUCCAUGCCCGCCAUGUACGUUGCUAUUCAGGCUGUGCUCUCCCUGUACGCCUCUGGUCGUACUACUGGUCAGGUUUGCGACUCUGGUGACGGUGUGACUCACAUGGUCCCUGUAUACGAAGGUUAUGCCCUUCCUCAUGCUAUCCUCCGUCUCGAUCUUGCUGGCCGUGACCUGACCGCUUACCUGAUGAAGAUCAUGACUGAGCGUGGCUACUCCUUCACCACCACCGCUGAACGUGAAAUCGUCCGCGACAUCAAGGAGAAGCUUUGCUAUAUCGCCCUUGACUUCGAGAGUGAGAUGAACGUUGCAGCCGCAUCGUCUUCUAUCGAUAAGUCCUACGAACUUCCCGACGGUCAGGUCAUCACCAUUGGUAACGAGCGUUUCCGCUGUCCCGAGGCUCUUUUCCAGCCUUCCUUCUUGGGCAUGGAAUCUGCUGGAGUUCAUGAAACUGUUCACAGCUCCAUCAUGAGGUGCGACAUCGACAUCAGGAAGGACCUGUUCGCCAACAUUGUCAUGUCUGGUGGUACUACCAUGUACCCAGGUAUUGCUGACCGUAUGCAGAAGGAAAUUACAAACUUGGCCCCUUCCACCAUCAAAAUCAAGAUCAUUGCUCCUCCUGAGCGUAAAUACUCCGUGUGGAUCGGCGGUUCCAUCCUGGCCUCUCUGUCCACCUUCCAGUCCAUGUGGAUCACCAAGGAGGAGUACGACGAGUCCGGCCCCGGCAUCGUCCACCGCAAGUGUUUCUAAGCUCCUCGUCUGUAUAACUUGUCUUAUUAUUAAAAAAAACAAUAUAACAAUAAACACAUUUGUAUCA